AUGUUGCCCUCCGGCCUGGCCAUUCUGGAUCACACCGCACAAGCGAUUUUCGUAAACCAACAUUUCUACGAGCUCACCACCCACCAUGGCGACGAUCAGUCAUUCAAAUCGUGGCCUGCAAGUAUUCAUCCGGACGACUACGACCGAGUCAUGAAUGCGUAUCACGACGCUUUCGUCUCCCAACAGCAGCUUCGCACAGAAUUCCGCGCACAAGGUGGUGAUUCUCGGUGGCGUCUAUUACUUUUGACCCCUCUUGGCGACGACAACCUGCAGCACAUCAGCCUACGGGAGUACGGUGGCUUCAUUUGCAGCAUUGUCGACAUCAGCUCCGAGAAGGGUGCCGAGAUCAGUGAGCGCAAAGCUGCCAAGGAAGCGCUGGAGCGCAAAGAGCAGCAGGAGCGCUUUAUUGACAUGAUCUCUCACGAAAUCCGUAACCCGCUCUCUGCUGUACUUCACUGCUCUGAAGAUAUCGAAGAAGCCAUACAAGACGAACACAACAUCGACAUAGCAGCGAUUAAAGACGCGGUCGAAACGAUCAACCUCUGCAUCGAUCAUCAAAGGAACAUUGUGGAUGAUGUACUGUCCUUCUCGAAACUAGAUGCUUCGAUGUUGUCACUAGUACCACGCUCGUCUCAACCAAGUAGACAACUGGCCAAUUCCCUCAAGAUCUUCCAGCCGGAGUUCCGGAAGCAGAACAUGACUUUCGGCUAUCGUAUUGACACUUCAUACGUGGAGUACGAAGUUGACUGGGUGAUGGCGGAUUUGGCUAGGAUUGGUCAGGUCCUUAUCAACCUGGUGUCCAACGCGAUCAAGUUCACCGCGAAAAGUGAGGGCGAGAAGAAGGUUGUGGUUAGCAUUGGAGCAAGCCAUGAGCGUCCGACAAGCUAUCCUCCGGAGGUUGUGUUCUUCAGUUCCGACGACUUAGCAUAUCGAAUGGACCACACGAACUCCGCCGACUGGGGUGAUGGCGAAGCACUAUACAUGUUGAUCGCCGUGAAAGAUACGGGGAUUGGUAUUUCCGACGAAGGUCAGAAACGCCUCUUCGAGCGCUUCAGGCAAGCUACACCAAAGACUGGCGAAAUGUAUGGCGGUUCGGGCCUCGGUCUAAAUAUAAGCCGCAAGCUUUGCCAUCUGCACGGCGGAGAGAUUGGCGUCAGCUCUAAAGAAGGCCACGGUAGCACCUUCGGGUUCUUCUUCAAAGUGCGCCGAUCUUCGCAGCCAAGUGAUUUUGACGGUCGACCGGAGGAGCAGUCUGUGACUGAGGGGCAGUGGAAGACUCAAGUCAAGCAGCUAGGCAACGACACGGAGCAGAACAUCGACUCCGGAACAGCACCGGAGAGCUUAAAGAACCCUCCAGUGGAAGAUACGCAGGACUGCGCGCCACACCCGCACCAGCAUCAGAGUGAUCGAUACGAUAAGACUGCCGAAGUGGCUGAAAAAGUCGAAGAGGAGAAGGAACCAAAGUAUGAUUCACCCGCGCAGCGUGAAGAAAGCGAGAAGCAGAGCAAGGCUGCCAGUCCCAAAGAAUCACCAAAUGGCCACCGUGUCGAGCCGACAGCGAAUGGACGUACGCGGGUUCUGCUCGUGGAGGACAAUGUGAUAAAUCAGCGCAUCGUCAAUCGCAAGUUGCAAGCCAAAGGCUUCUCCGUCACCACGGCAGAUAACGGGCAAGUUGCUGUGGAUCUAGUCCGCCAAGGCCCGAGAACUUCUGGUGGAGACGAUGGCUUGUUUGACGUGAUACUAAUGGAUCAGGAGAUGCCGGUAAUGGACGGUAAUGCUGCGACAAAAGCGAUCCGGGAGAUGCAGAACAAGGGCGAGAUCGAGCGGCUGCCAAUCCUGGGCGUGACUGCGAAUGUGAGGGGAGCACAGCAGGAUGAAAUGAUCAGCAGUGGCAUGGACGACGUGAUAAGCAAGCCGUACAAGAUCGAGGACAUGGUGGCGAAGAUCAAUAAGAUCCUGGGUAAAUGA
Messenger RNA from Baudoinia panamericana UAMH 10762, 1968 nucleotides. RefSeq lists its product as uncharacterized. Gene Ontology annotation, biological process: protein autophosphorylation; phosphorelay signal transduction system. Gene Ontology annotation, molecular function: protein binding; phosphorelay sensor kinase activity; histidine phosphotransfer kinase activity. The record is from RefSeq and is a predicted model, not a curated record. The transcript is spliced from 2 exons. Lineage: Eukaryota; Fungi; Ascomycota; Dothideomycetes; Mycosphaerellales; Teratosphaeriaceae. Bases 1 to 1968 code for a protein of 655 amino acids.